Messenger RNA from Bursaphelenchus okinawaensis, 761 nucleotides. NCBI's taxonomy places the organism in Eukaryota, Metazoa, Nematoda, Chromadorea, Rhabditida, Aphelenchoididae. The record is from the annotation of a GenBank genome assembly.
AUGGUGAUUACAAAGCCUGCUGCAAUCCCCACCGUGCCUUCCGAAGUUCGGUUGAACUCCAAUCGUACACUGAGAUACGUAGCACCAUUUCCAACUGAAAAUAGCACUUCUGAUGCACUUUUCAAAAGAAUUAGAUCGUCAGAAUGUAAGUCAGUCAUCACAAUCAUCAAAUCUGAUAUUUAGCCCAAAGCGACAGCGAAAACUGGGAAGGGAUCAUGGAAAUGUGCCAAGCCAUCGACGACAUCUUCGAGAUCGACAAGGACACCGAACUCAUGGCCGACAAAAGCGUUCUUGAGAUCGGAUUCUGCACUGGUCUCCCAAGUGUGUUUGCACUAGAUAGUGGAGCAUCAGAAGUCACGAUACAUCCAUGGAAUCCAGCUAGUUUAGAACUCUUUGUAAAGCCUACGAUGCGAAGGAACAAAGCUCCAAAGAACAGGUGCAAGUUCAACACAUCAACAUUCAGUUCGACCAUCCGCAGUUUGGGGGGAAAGAAGUUUGAUGUAAUCCUCGCUCCAGAAUUACUGUACGUAGACGAGGCCGACUUCGAAGCCAUUCACGACAUAUUAGACGCUGCUCUGACGCCAAAUGGUAUCGUGCUGAUCUGUUCCCGACCUUACUAUGCCAACUGUUCGGGUAACAUACCGGCGUUCCUAGAGUUGUGUAAACUGAAGGGAACGUUUGAUGCUCACUUCAAAUGGACCUCAUCCAAGACCGAUCCAGCUCCACACAAACUCAUCCAACUCACUCGCACUAUCCGAUAG